Molecule: messenger RNA, 1623 nt
Organism: Ilex paraguariensis (yerba mate)
Lineage: Eukaryota; Viridiplantae; Streptophyta; Magnoliopsida; Aquifoliales; Aquifoliaceae
Source: the annotation of a GenBank genome assembly
AUGAAUGGAAAAAAGGGUAGCUUUGAGAUCAAUCUCUCUUCCAUUACCAAAGCUACACUGCCGGAAACUAUCAAGAAAGCCGAGAAUGUUAGCUUCUCAUGCAAAGGUUGGAUUCAGAAUGUCUGGGAAUUCUGCAAAGAAGACACCAACAGAGUAAUAUUCUCACUAAAAGUGGGCCUUGCUGUUCUCCUUGUGUCUUUGCUCAUACUACUCCAAGCACCUUAUGAAGUAUUUGGCACCAACAUCAUCUGGUCCAUUCUCACGGUUGCCAUCAUGUUUGAAUACACCGUUGGCUCUACAUUCAACCGAGGAUUCAAUCGAGCACUUGGGAGCUUGCUUGCAGGAAUUUUGGCAAUUAUUGUUGCUCAGAUAGCCUUAAGAACUGGUCGAGUUGUUGAACCAAUUAUAAUUGGUAUCAGCAUCUUUUUUGUUGGUACGAUCACAUCAUUCAUGAAAUUAUGGCCAUCUCUUGUGCCAUAUGAGUAUGGUUUCCGGGUCAUACUUUUCACCUACUGUUUGAUCAUCGUAUCUGGUUAUCGGGUGGGGAACCCUAUUAGAACUGCCAUGGAUCGGCUGUACUCAAUUGCUAUUGGAGGGAUUGUAGCAGUUUUAGUGAAUGUGCUUGUUUGUCCUAUUUGGGCUGGAGAGCAGUUACACAAGGAGCUUGUCAAGAGCUUUAAUUCAGUGGCCGACUCACUUGAAGAAUGUGUUAAGAAGUAUUUAGAAGAUGAUGGAUCAGAUCAUCCUGAGUUUUCCAAGACUGUCAUGGAUGAGUUUCCAGAUGAGCCUGCAUACAGGAAAUGCAGAUCCACGUUGAACUCCUCAGCGAAACUCGAUUCCUUGGCUAUUUCAGCUACAUGGGAGCCACCCCAUGGCAGAUUCCAACACUUCUUCUAUCCAUGGGCUGAAUAUGUCAAAGUUGGUGCAGUUCUGCGCUAUUGUGCGUAUGAGGUUAUGGCUCUACAUGGUGUUCUUCACUCUGAAAUUCAGGCCCCCAACAAUCUGAGAUGCACAUUUCAGACAGAGAUCCAAGAUGCAUCAAGCCAGGCAGCAGAGCUAGUUCGAUGUUUGGGCAGAGACAUAAGCACCAUGAAGCGAAGCCUCAAAACUUCUUUACUCAAAAGGGUUCAUAGCUCAACAGACCGACUCCAGCGCGCUAUAGACAUGCAUUCAUACCUCCUCACAUCGAAUUACGACCCAUCUGAUAGCUCAUCCAAGCCACUUAACAAGCUCUCCCAUACUUUGUCAUCCACCUUCAAUGACUUCUCAAACCAGUUGGCUGGCCUUGACGACAAAACCUCAGAACAGAACUCCAACCCGAUGAUCCAAAAUCCACCUUCUGGGACUCCCCCACCACCACUGGGGGAGUCUUACCAUGAGACUAUGAGGAAGCAAUCUAGAAGGCUCCAUUCUUGGCCGUCCCGAGAAGUGGAUGCUUUCGAAGAAGAUGGAGGCUUUAGUGCAGAUUGUAUUCCAAGGAUACGGGCACUAGAGAGCACUGCAGCACUGUCACUUGCUACUUUCACUUCAUUGCUUAUAGAGUUCGUGGCUCGGCUUGAUCACUUGGUUGAAGCAGUUGAUGAGCUCUCUAAGAUGGCCAAAUUUAAGCAAGAGGGUCUAUAG